UCGAGGGAUUUGGGAUUCGAUGAAAGAGGGAAGAACGCAGGAAAAAACGUGGAAGGGAUUGCGAUCACGAGAAGGAACUCCAAAUUCUAACGAGAUUCUGGACAAUUUUAAUCUGCCGGGGCUCCAUCAACAUCCCAAGGCUUGACUUCGGGAAGCUAGUUGGAAUCCGGCAAGUAAGAGAGACGUUUAAAAGGCGACACAUGUGAUGGAGGAGGAAGAGGAGCGGAGGGGGCGACACAGCAUCAGCAUAGGGACCGAAUACUAGUCGCCGCCUUAGCCCAUAUCAGCUGUUGUGGUUGGUUGGAUCGAGGUUCGGUGAGAGGAACCGAAGAGAAUUGAGGAGAUGGAGGGAAAGAACGGCUCGUCUCCUCCUAUUCCGGCGAUCUCGGAUGAGACCUUUGGGCGGAAGGACCCGAAUCCCACGUCGGCUUCGCCUGGCUAUUUCAGCACCGUCAUCCCUCCUGCUUCCCAGGUGAUUGCAAAGAAUUUAUCGCAUUCAGAUUUGUGCUGGACUUUGAACAAACAGAGAAAUGAUGGUCGCAUUUCAAGUGCUCAGACCGCAAGCACAGAUUGUAAAUCUCAAGGCAGUUCAACUAAAGUGAAACCAGGCUAUGCCAAUGAACAUAUAGAGUCGCCCUAUUUCGGAUCAUCGGUAAAUUAUGGAGCUAGAGAUUUCUACAUAAGCUCGUCUUCCCCUCUGACAUCAAAGACUCCAGAUAAAUAUAGAGUGGAUGAAGGAGAUGACUUGAGUAAUAUACACCUAGCAGACAGAGGCGAAUGGUGGCAAGGUUCUCUUUACUAUUAAGAAUCAGGAUCAGUAUGCUAUCCUUUUGUACAUAAAAGUUUAUUGAUUCUGUGAGCUUGGAGUUGGUUAACUCAUUACAGUCAAAUGUGUGUGUGCGUAACAAGAACAAUUUAUAGACUAGAUUGUAGUUGAUUUUUGACUGUGAUAGACAAAAGACCACUCCUUUGGUAGUUUGGUAGAGAUGUGGUAUAGGGGACUUGGGGGGUGGUUCAUCUAUUCAGACCUUCACCUCCAACUUAUUGCAGCGAGGUUGCAAGUUUGCCUUUGUAAUACUCUUUUAUCAUAAUGUGAAUGAACAUUCCUUCAUUAAAGUGUUUCUUUGUUAUUUUA
Messenger RNA from Zingiber officinale, 1135 nucleotides. RefSeq lists its product as uncharacterized. Lineage: Eukaryota; Viridiplantae; Streptophyta; Magnoliopsida; Zingiberales; Zingiberaceae. The record is from RefSeq and is a predicted model, not a curated record. Bases 344 to 805 code for a protein of 153 amino acids. The transcript has 6 exons.